GACAGGCCCACGCAUCACAAUACAGGAACAGUCCCGCGCGUCCUGUCUUGCUUCACCUUUGAUUCGAGUGUCAACGGGUCUACUUGAAUCCCAGUAGACCCACGGUGAUUGUCCCAGGCUGCAGGGAGUUGAGCAAUGACACGGAAGAGAAAGUUAAGUGAUGUUGAUGCUGUUGAUGAAGCCUGGGAUGGAGGGGAGAUGGGUCAUACGUCUCCUGAUGGGGUACUGCAAGAAGGGGAAAUACUCACGCCCAAUGUGGUAGCCAGUCAAGCUCAUGAGACAUACACCAGUGGAGAGGUUGAGGGGAAUACUAUCCAGCAUCAUCCAGGAAGCAUAGGAGCAGCCAUGGCCUACAUAUAUGAACCAAUCAGUGAGAUGGUGGAUGACCCCGAUGAUGUGACCAGCCAGUCCAGUGUGAACCAAGACAAAGCAAAGAAGACAAAGAAGAGGGUCAAUGCAGAUGCACGACUCAAAAACAUCUCCAUAGCCUGUGAAUGGAACAUGUGUACUUUUGUCUUCACCAAGGUGGAGCGUUUCAUCGCCCACAUAACAGAGCACCUUGUAGCCAUAGCAGGUCCUUCAUCUAGCGAUGGUUACCUGUGCUACUGGAGGGAAUGUGACUUUGCUUGCAACUCAAAGGAUGAAAUGGAUCGUCAUGUUUAUUUUCAUGCUUUCCAUGGCAAGAUCAAAAGCAUUGGUUUGAUCUUAUUGGAAGAGAGGAACGAAAAGUGCAUCUUGGAUUCCUCGGGUCGCAACAUGAUACCGGAGAUACCAGAAUUUUUUCAGUGCAUGUGGGAGGACUGCGAUGUAAGAUUUGCUUCAGCGCAUGAUUUUUAUUGCCAUGUGCUGAGCCAUGUAAGAAAUACUGACAAAAUGCAAACAAACAAGAUGAUGUUUUUGUGUUCUUGGGAUGGUUGCACUUCAUCAUUCUCUCUGAGGGUUCGCCUCAGAGAUCAUGUCCGUAGUCACACUCAAGAGAAGAUUGUAGGAUGUCCAAAUUGUGGAGGGAUUUUUGCUUCCAACACUAAAUUCUUUGAUCACUGCACCCGACAGAUGCCCUUGGAGGCUCAGCAGUAUCAGUGUUCUCAUUGCUCACGAAGAUACGCCAAUGAGAGGUUGCUUCGUGAUCAUGUGCGCCAUCACAUCAACCAUUAUAAAUGUCCAGAAUGUGACAUGACUGUGCCAAACAAGUCAGCGCUGGCAGUCCAUGUGCGUUACCGCCACAGGAAGGACAAGCCACACAAGUGUAUGGAGUGUGGACGAGGCUUUACAAACCUUGGAGACAUGACCCGCCACCUCUCAGUUCACUCUGCUGAGCCGGCAUACAGUUGCCCCUUCCAAAAUUGCACAUACAAAUCCCGCUCACUGUCAUCCCAGAAUAAGCAUAUUAGAUUGGUUCACAAUGGGCUGCAGAAGCGUCAUUAUGCUUGUCAUGUGUGUGACUCCAAGUUCAGCCUCUCAGACAGCCUCACCAAGCACCUUAUCAAGAUUCACAACUAUGAGUGGCCAGUAGGACACACACGAUUCAGGUACAAACAGGAUGAGGAUGGAUUUUUCCGACUACAGACAGUUCGAUAUGAGAGCAUUGAAUUGAACCAAGAGAUGGCGAAUGAUGGAGAAGAGCUUGAGAUUGUGGACUCCCCAUAUGCAUCCACAGCCCUAUCCUCUCCUGUUUCCUACAGCAGCAGCCAGCUCACUCCCAGGGAGACAGUAGGGCAGGGGAAUUUAAGGAGUGAGGAAGCACACAACCAGGAUCCACAGCAUGCCUUGGAGACCACAGACACAGACAAUAGAACUACAGACCAAGAAGUUUUCAUGACCUCACAGCAGGAGCCAUGGGACAAAAUAAAGACAAAAGGAAUUGAAUAUCAAGAAGUUCUCAUGCCUGCACAGCUUUAGUUCUUAGUUUCCAUUAAACUUUGCUCUAUUUACUUGUUUUGUGAAUAAUUUGAGACAUGCUGCUUAUGUUAGAGUAUUGUGAAGUGGUUCAUUGUAUUCAGGUGUAUUAUGAAUUAGUGAAGCUCUACUUGUUUCACUGAAGCAAAAGAGUAAGCACCAUUGUGCAGAAAUCACUUUACAACUGACCACAUAUAUGUCAGUAAUCAAGGAGUGGCAAAAUGUAUAACAUACACUAAAGCUUAUUAGAAGACAUCUAUAAUGAAGCAUUGCCACUUUGUUGCUACAUGAUGUGUGAAAAAAACCCCCAAACAAUAUGGAAUGAUAUUAGACAAGGCAAUGCUUCUUAGCUGUUCACAGCAGUAUUAGAGGAUGUUUUGAAGAAUGUGUGAGAGAGAGAAGUAAGAUUAAAAAUCACUGGAGAAUGCCUAAAUUGUCUCAAGUUUACUAUUGCUAUGAUGAGUCUACAAAGUUAUUACAUAGACAGUGGAAUGGUUCAUAAAUUAAUAUAACCAGUUACAGUGGAACCCUGCCAUUCGCCCACAUUGCUAAUCAUACAACUUGUCACUCGUCCUUUGUUCAUGUAAAACUCAACUUGUCAUUCAUAAGCUUGUCUUGUGAUUCGGACAGUGUUGCCUUGUUACUGGCUGCCCCACACGGUCACUUCAGCUCGGCCUUGUAUUAGCUUCUGUACACCAAGCAUCAUCCACUCAAGCUUCAUGAAACUUAUUUUAUUGCCAUUCUUUAUGAUAUUUCUAUUGAAAAUAGUGCAGCCAUUGCUCAAAAAAGAUCAAUAAUUCAACCAAGCAUAAAAGGAAAGCAGUGAGAACAAAAAUUAAAUUGAAAAAAUAAUUCAUUGUGAAGUUUGAAAAUUGAACUCAUGUUUCUGACCUGGCAACUCUACGUAUUUUUCAUGCUGAAAGAUAAAGGUUCAAUAAAAGGGGCUAGUAUGGUGAAAGGAGUGACUUCUUGCUGUGAACGGGUUACCUUUAACUGAACAAGUGGAAAAACUUUUAUUUUAGAUUAAUGAAACCAACUUGCUGAUUUAAAUCAGAGUAAAAAAAAUCAUGAUUUAAAUCAAAAUGAAACAUCCUGUAUAUAGAAAAUGUGAUCUACUUGUACAGGACAAGCAUCAACUGUGCUUGUCCUGUCCUGGUCCUGCACUGGUCCUGUAGCAAGUCAGGCACCAGAGAACCACUGCCUUCUUAUACAAGACAUAUAGUCAAAAGUAUAAAGAGGAAAAUUAAGUCUAUAUUGAUGAUUACAGCAGAUGCAAAUAUGAAGUUCAAUGGUGUAUUUUUUGAAUGAAGAAAAUUAUUAAGUAUAAUUUCUUACUAAUAUGUAUUAAAAUCUGACAACAUACAAAUAGACAAGUUGACAACUUUCAGCACAGUGUUUAAUAGACAGGGAUGGAGCCUGCUGGCCUGCUCACUGCUGCCUGAGUAGAUUAACCUUCCCCAUACCAAGGAUUGCUGGCCUGUGGCCUCUUCACAGUUCACAUUCAAAUUUUAUUACUUUGUUGUAUUGUAGACUGUUGGUGAUUUAUUGAUAUUUCAUACACAGUAAUGCCAAAUGGACACCGGAAAGAGUGACUGUGGGAGGAAAAGAGACCCAGUGUGGCUGUCAUUUGACAGAAUUCCCAAAGACAAAGGAUUUAGAGCAAAAUGCAGAAAAUGCAAACAAAAAAUUCAAGGGUUAGUGACAAGAAUGAAGAGACAUGUGGAGGAUUCAUAGAUAAGAUAAGAUAAUCAUUCUUACUUAUGAUUUUCAAGGGGAAAAUUCACUUUGGGUAAUGCAUAAGACUAAGCUAUGAUUUUGUUUAACAUUGGUGGGAGAAAAAUAAGUAAAUAAGCCAAAAUAUAAUUUAAAUAAAAAAAUCUGGAAUGGAUUAAUCUAAUCUACAUUAUUUCUUAUGAUAAAAAAUGAUUUGCUAUUCAUACAAAUCACAAUUCAAACAGCCUCUUGGGAUGGAUUGUGUACAAAUAGUGAGGUUCCACUGUAUUAGGUUUUUCUCUAUUUGAUGGACAUUUUUUCAAGAAAAUGAACAAGUAAAGCUUUAAGUAAUAUCAUGACUGGUAUGCAAAAUGUAUCACUUUCCAAAGUGUUAACAGUAAUGCUGAAUGUCAUAUGCUGACUUAGCAUGUUGUUAAAAUCAAAUGAAUUUCCCAAGGAGAUUCAUAUUGUAGGAACAAAAAUUUAGAGGAGGGAUUCUCAGUUACUUGAUACCAUUCCCUUCAUACAUCUGUUAUGAGGGGUUCGAGAGACUUUGCAAUAAGGUGUUGAACUUGUAGCUGAAGUAUUGCAAGAAGAAUUGUGGUACCCCUGCCAUAGUGAGGUAAGCGACAUGUCAAACAAUUGAAGAAACAGCAUUUGAAAGUCCCGAUCCUUAUUUAGCUGCGCGUGCACUUACUUCACGACAGCAUUGUGCUGUAAUGAGGUAAGCGACCAUACUCGGCACUUGACUCAAAGCAUUUGCAUUUCCAUUGGCUGGGAGGUGAUAACUCACCAUAAUCACACGCGGUGAAUGUUCUUAGUACUUCUCUCAGAUGCUUGCCUUGCUAUACCACGUAUAUCUUUCUGUACACGCUGGGAGUAGAAAAAUAUUGGAUUUUUCUAUUAUAUUCCAACUUUAUGAACUUAUGUUUUGGACUUUCAGAAUAUGUCACGUGCCUCAUGAAAAAAACUUGAGUUGCCCUAUCCAAUGCAUGCAACAACUCACUUUUGACCUGGGUGUCACUUUCCUCACUACAGCAGGGGAUGCCAUAAUUCUGAUAUCUCCUGGGCAGCCAUGCAUUGUGUGGCCAGGCCAUUUCCUGUACAAUAGAGAAUUUUGAUAAGUUUUAAUAAGCUAUUGAAAAUCAUAAAGUAUCAAUUUAGUGGCAGUAUUCCUAGUGAUAGAGAGAUAUGCAAUACCAGUACAAGGCAGCUAGCAUUGUGGUUGAUGCUUGUUAACUUGAUACCUGAUCUUGACAAUGAGACUUUUUGUAUUCUCUGACAAUAUCAAUUCUAUGAUGAUUUAUAUACACAUCUUCUGUGUCCCAAAGGAUUAUAUAAAAUGUUUAGUAUGUGAUGAUUUCCUUAUAUGCUUUAUUUUUUACCAUCAGUGCUUCCGAACUCUAGGUUUCCACCAUCAGCCAGCUCUAACCUUCAGAAGUUUUAGAAUAAGAGAUUGAUAUGUGGUGCAUUCUGAAUAUACUUCACAUUAUUUAAAAUUAAUUAUGUGAAGAUAUGUUUGUGCUUGGAAAUUAGGAUGAUUUUUUUUAUCUAUAUGAUAAACUUUCUUCUACCCACAGUAAAAUGUUUUACUCAACACUUGCUUGUAUUAUUUGUAUGUAAUAUGUGUAUGUUUAUAUCAUUGAAGUUAGGAGAGAAGAAAUUCUUUGAAAGUGGAAAAUUAUGACAGGUAUUCAUUAGAUUAAUGACAAUUAAGGUAAAGUUUUGUAGAUUUCAAGUUUAUACUGAAGUGUAUGAUGAGUUUGUUUACAGUUGUGCUGGAAUCCAAUCCAGAAGUCUUUGUUCCUAUUGAAUAUUUGGUAUGUACAGUAUUACUAUUAUAUGAUUUAAUAAAAGUCUUUUGAUACUUUA
Messenger RNA from Portunus trituberculatus (swimming crab), 5481 nucleotides. It is a transcript of the gene Hinfp, whose product is annotated as histone H4 transcription factor-like. Lineage: Eukaryota; Metazoa; Arthropoda; Malacostraca; Decapoda; Portunidae. The coding region runs from base 136 to 1899 and encodes 587 amino acids. The transcript has 10 exons. Gene Ontology annotation, biological process: regulation of transcription by RNA polymerase II; anatomical structure development. Gene Ontology annotation, molecular function: RNA polymerase II cis-regulatory region sequence-specific DNA binding; DNA-binding transcription factor activity, RNA polymerase II-specific. The record is from RefSeq and is a predicted model, not a curated record.